Messenger RNA from Phyllostomus hastatus (greater spear-nosed bat), 4371 nucleotides. RefSeq names its product somatostatin receptor 1 (gene SSTR1). Gene Ontology annotation, biological process: cellular response to estradiol stimulus; neuropeptide signaling pathway. The record is from RefSeq and is a predicted model, not a curated record. The coding region runs from base 758 to 1930 and encodes 390 amino acids. The transcript is spliced from 2 exons. Gene Ontology annotation, cellular component: neuron projection; membrane. NCBI's taxonomy places the organism in Eukaryota, Metazoa, Chordata, Mammalia, Chiroptera, Phyllostomidae. Gene Ontology annotation, molecular function: neuropeptide binding; somatostatin receptor activity.
UUCUGGAGCGAGCCUCAGUCUCCUUCUGCGCUCCCUGCCGCGCGCCCUCCUUUCGGCAGUCGAGAUUCCUCUGGGAGACAAGGGGGCUCUGGGCACUACACGCUUUAAUAAAAGAUUCGCCGUGCUUUACUCAGGUCCCUGAACAUUCCCGCUCGCGAGGAGCUGCUUGCUGUGAUGUAACGCAGAAACCUCUAUCACACGGGCUGUUGUUGUCCCUCCUCUCAAGGCUCCCGGGUUAGGGCCAGUUUUCGUGACUCCAAGAGUAUCUGCGUGGGCGCCUGUGUUGGGGUCCCUCCCAAAGACAGGAGUUGGACCGCGGAAAGAACGUCACUGCGCCACGAGACAGCACAGCACUUUGGACCGGCCAUCUCCGCGUGGGUCUGGAGGUAGUGCGCCCUAGCUGCUGACGCACUGGUGGUGCUUAUUAAUCAUUCACCAGUCCCGAGUCGCGCCAGUUAAUGGCUGUGCGGCGCAAGGCGCCGGUCUCCCUGCCUUCCCUCUCCAGGCUCGCGCGUGGCCAGGAGCCCAGAAGCCUAGGAGCGGCAAGCUGCUGCGCGCAAGCAGAGGUUGGGCGAUGCGCCCCGCUGGCACGAGUUAAAGCCGCGCUCCCUGCAACCGCUGUGCGCUACCCUCAGGCGCCCGGCGACAGUGAGCUGCGGGCAGUCAGUCGGUCAGGGUGCCGAGUGAGGGCGCAAGCGGUGGGGGCUCGAGAAGAGUGCCCAAGCUCUAGCAGCCCCAUCGUCCCCCAUCAGAUGAGAUGUUCCCCAAUGGCACCACCUCCUCUCCCUCCUCUCCUAGCCCCGGCCCGGGCAGCUGUGGCGAAGACGGCGGCAACAGGGGCCCCGGGGCCGGCGCUGCGGACGGCAUGGAGGAGCCGGGGCGAAAUGCGUCCCAGAACGGGACUUUGAGCGAGGGCCAGGGCAGCGCCAUCCUCAUCUCUUUCAUCUACUCGGUGGUGUGCCUGGUGGGGCUGUGUGGGAACUCCAUGGUCAUCUAUGUGAUCCUGCGCUACGCCAAGAUGAAAACGGCUACCAACAUCUACAUCCUCAACCUGGCCAUUGCGGAUGAGCUGCUCAUGCUUAGCGUGCCCUUCUUAGUCACCUCCACGUUGCUUCGCCACUGGCCCUUCGGCGCGCUGCUCUGCCGCCUGGUGCUCAGUGUGGACGCAGUGAACAUGUUCACCAGCAUCUACUGUCUGACUGUACUCAGCGUGGACCGCUACGUGGCCGUGGUGCACCCCAUCAAAGCAGCACGCUACCGCCGGCCCACCGUGGCCAAGGUGGUGAAUUUGGGGGUGUGGGUGCUAUCGCUGCUGGUUAUUCUGCCCAUCGUGGUCUUCUCACGCACAGCGGCCAACAGCGAUGGCACGGUGGCUUGCAACAUGCUUAUGCCUGAGCCAGCCCAGCGCUGGCUGGUGGGCUUCGUGCUGUACACAUUUCUUAUGGGCUUCCUGCUGCCCGUCGGGGCUAUCUGCCUGUGCUACGUGCUCAUCAUCGCAAAAAUGCGCAUGGUAGCCCUCAAGGCUGGUUGGCAACAGCGCAAGCGCUCAGAGCGUAAGAUCACCCUGAUGGUGAUGAUGGUGGUGAUGGUGUUUGUCAUCUGUUGGAUGCCUUUCUAUGUAGUGCAGCUGGUAAAUGUAUUCGCAGAACAGGACGACGCCACGGUGAGCCAGCUGUCGGUCAUUCUCGGCUACGCCAACAGCUGCGCCAACCCCAUCCUCUACGGCUUUCUUUCGGACAACUUCAAGCGUUCUUUCCAGCGUAUCCUGUGCCUCAGCUGGAUGGACAAUGCCGCGGAGGAACCGGUCGACUACUACGCCACCGCCCUCAAGAGCCGCGCCUACAGCGUGGAGGAUUUUCAGCCAGAGAACCUGGAGCCGGGCGCCGUCUUCCGUAAUGGCACCUGCACGUCCCGGAUCACGACUCUCUGAGCCUGGGGCCACUCAGGAGCCCUGCGCAAAGGGAGGGGGGAGGAUAAGGAGAAGGGAGGCCAGUUGUGAGAGGUGAAAGCAUCCUGGGACCAGGGUACGAUGGGGCAAAAUGUGGCUAGGACUCUAUGCUUUGGGCUUGAGAGACUGGAAGGAAUGUUCGCGAGGAAGGUGGAAUUGGGCGUUUUGCUCGCAAACUGGGAAGGCUUGAGGGCUCCCUUCUCCACUGUUUCCUACUCUCCCUCCUUCCUACACUGCGCUUGUACUUCUGCACCCUCUAAGCUCCCCACUCUGUAACUCUGAUAUUUCUUUCCGCCAAGUCCUGCAGGUACAGAUCAUGAACUCAUUAACGUCGCUAACUCAGGCUGACUCUCAGCCCCGCCAGCCGUCCUGUGUUUGUUUAAGCCAAGCCACGGUUACUGCCACGGGUUUCCCUAGGGAUGAGUCCCAGCUGGCCCUCAGCCCCGCCCUGCCACCCCUUCACUUGCGGGAUUCUGCCUGGUGCCCCUAGCGGAGUAUCGAAACACAGCUUUCUCUGUGCACAGCUCUACUUUUAGGGAAGGCGGACCUGAGAAUAAACUAGGCAGCUUGUCUUUUCUCCUACUCUCCGAUGAAGACGCACCCCUCACCGAGCCCCUCCACCACUCUCACUGCACCCAGAGCGGAGCCAGGUGCUUAGUAAAAUCGGUCCCGCACUUCGAACCCCAGGCAUUGCGCAGUCCUCAUUCAGUCCCCUAUGUGGAGCCAAAAGGAGCUGAGAACAAGGACCAAGGAGGCUUUAGAUUUGAGGUUGGGAGAGGGAAGAGGAGCUGUAAUGGAAACCACCUUCUCCAGCCUGGCUCACGGCCGGCACUUUAGGUUUCGAAGACCAGCACUCUGGGACUCUGUCUGCAUUAGGUCGAGGGAGGCGAGUCGCAAUUUCCCUGGAGGGCCGCGUGGGAGCGUGGCUGCAACUACAGUAGGUUUUCUCCCUCACUCAAGCGUCUGGAGGUGCAGAUCUAAGAGUAACAUAACAACAGACUCAGUUUCCUGCUCCGGUUUGUCUCGAAGACCAAGCAGCGGGGCCGGGACCUUGGGUGGCGCCUACCAGAGGCUGCCAAUCCUGACUGAGUCACCGCCACCUGCAGGCUGGAGAGUGGGCCCGUCCUGUCCGGCCCUUGAGGGUUGCCACCUUUCGAGCGGGGCCUAAUACCUUAUAUUCUUGUUUAGCGUAUUUAUUUAUUUAUGCAUUUAUUUAUUUGUGCUGGUUGAAAACGUCUCGACUUUCUUUUUCUCUACUUGCCUAGCCAGGGCUUCUUUCUUCAGGACACUGGGAGUGAAGUGGGGAGGGGACCUGGAGGGCCUCUUGCCCCAAGGCCCCCUCAAAACCUCUCCGCUUUGUUGAAUCUUCUUUAGACGUCCUUUCCUCUAGUCUUUCUAUUUUUGCUUGUAUCCAGUGAAGUUUGGAGAUUUUUUUUCAUACUUUCUUAUUAGUUUCUGGUUUGUCUUAGAAUAAAAAAUGAUUAUAUGGAUUAGCUUCCUCUCACGCAGAGUGGAAAUUCCUGUACACCUUGCUUUCAAUAUCACUCUACAUAUGAUUUGAAUAUAUAUAAAUAUAUAUGACAUAUUUUAUAUAUAUGUUUAUAUAUGUUUGUUUAUCUUGCUCCAUUGUCAUGAGUCCAUGAAACAGUUCCCAAAUAUAGUGGCAGGUGUGAGGCUGGCUAAAACCCAUUCAGAUAAGGAGAUUCAAGCAGCAUCAAACUUGGAGUUGAGAAAUCUGAUGCAGACCAGACUGUAAUCCGUGUUGAGGAUGUUCCUGGUUAUGUCAUUGCUUCUUCUAGUUUUCAGCAUAGGUGAUUUGAACAUACAGUCCUGUUUACAUCAUCAUUCUUUUAAAGACAUUGAAAGUAAUUUGUGUCUGUGUUUAAUAUUACCAACUACACUGGAAGCCUGAGUAGGGCAAGGACCAAUAAUUUUACUUCUUUGUGUUUCCUGUAUUGCUUUAGUAUGUUGGCUUGUACAUAAUAGGCACUAAAUACGUGUUUGUUGGUUGAUUGCUUAAGUAAGCCAGAGUGUAUUACAACUAUUGAUAGGGAGCUCUCAGGUUCUAUCAUUGACAUGUACACGAUGGUUGAAACCACUGUGGAAAAAAAUGUUUCUGUAUAUUUACUUGCUUUAAGAUCAUUGUGCUUUUCUGAGAGCAGUAACUAAGAGUUAAAAUGUCCCUAAUAUUUAGAUUAAACUGAUGAACAAAGUUGCUUUUGGCCCUAAUUCAGAAAGUUUAGUUCUGUCCCUUGAUGAUAAUAUAUAUUAUUACUCUUUUGGAAAAUAGACUUUUAAUGGUUAAGGACAAUGAAAUUUAUAAAUCAAAAUCUUGACCAUUAACCUCUUAAGAGAAUACAAAUCUAGUGCUCUUAACCUGUUGUCAUUGUAAUAUUAAUUAAAUAAACAAAUGCAUUAUGUUG